GCCCAGACAGGUGGCAGGAGCCAGGGCAGGGGACCUCUGCACAUGCGCUGCCUCCCCGGGUCUUCCCUGUGCGCGGGAGGGGGGAGCUGCUGCUGCUGCAGACCACGGCGGCUCUGCUGCUGUCUCUGAUGCUGCUGCUGUCACAAGUGCUGCUGGUGCACUGUACCCUCCGCCGCCGCCGCUCUCCGUCACCGCCCGGACCCGGCUGCUGCUGAUGCUCCGCAAGGUAUCCAUAGACACAGAGUAAGAACAGAAUGUUCAAGUGAAAAGUAUUGGAGCAGGAGGUUGAUGUUAUGUGGAUGUGCAACUCUUAAGAUCCCCACUAGGAGUUUGACAAAUGAUAAGAGCCCAGAUCUACCGAAAAAGAAAGCUUAUCUGCAAGAAUAGACAACACUGUCCAUUUUUCUAUUAAGCUGAUGAAAUAUAAAGCAGGUGUAAUAUAGGAACACUUUACACGUAUGGGAUUCGAUACAGACCAUUACAUUACUCUGUUUCCUCUAUGAUGUUAAAGUUCAUUAUGUGGAAUACAGUACAUAUGAAUCAUUGAACAUGGUUUAAAUCUGUCAUAUAUUUAUAGCAGUAGAAUGAGAGGACAUUAAAGUGAUGUGGGGGAAAUGCACAUCCACAAAACGAUCCAGGAAUAAAUAUACUGCCAUCAUAACAAAACAAAAAUAAAAUAAGAAAGAAAACCAACCACAACAAAGUAGCAGGAUUGGAAGCACAAUAUUAAGCCAUUUUUUAUCUGCAACAGUUUUGGGCUGAAGACGUUGAUCAAAUUUUCUGCGAUUGUAACCGGAAUCAUUCCUCACCCAAGCUGAAAUUCUGUAUACAUUUUUAAUGUAUUUCCUCCUAACUAGUUAUUUGUCAGCUGGAAGGGAUGGUGCAUUCUAUUCACAGAUGAAUUAUCGUACGCAAUGAUAUUUUAAUAUGACAACCAGCAGUCGUUCAUGUCCUCUACCUGCUGUGAACGGACGUAUGAAUCACUAUCCAGCCACCCACUAUCCUUUCCUGUUUCCUCCUGUUAUUGGUGGGCUCCCUCUUCCAGCACUUCAUGGAUUUCAAGGCCAUCCUCCCACCAGCAGUUGCAGCACUCCAUCUCCAGCAACCAUCGAAACACAAAGUACCAGUUCCGAGGAGCUGGUGCCGAGUCCUCCAUCCCCUCCCCCUCCUCCUCGAGUUUACAAACCUUGUUUUGUGUGUCAGGACAAGUCAUCUGGAUAUCACUAUGGAGUCAGUGCAUGCGAGGGGUGCAAGGGCUUCUUUCGGCGGAGUAUUCAGAAGAACAUGGUUUACACGUGUCACAGGGAAAAGAACUGUGUUAUCAAUAAAGUGACACGGAAUCGCUGCCAGUACUGCAGGCUACAGAGGUGCUUUGAAGUGGGAAUGUCCAAAGAAUCAGUCAGAAAUGACAGAAACAAGAAGAAGAAAGAGCCCUUGAAACAGGAGUGCAUAGAGAACUACGAGAUGACAGCCGAGCUCGAUGACCUGACAGAGAAAAUCAGAAAAGCGCAUCAAGAAACCUUUCCCUCCUUGUGUCAGCUGGGGAAAUACACUACGAAUUCCAGCGCUGAUCACCGUGUGCGGCUAGACCUUGGGCUGUGGGACAAAUUUAGCGAACUUGCAACAAAGUGCAUUAUUAAAAUAGUGGAAUUUGCAAAGCGAUUACCCGGAUUUACCAGUUUGACCAUUGCAGAUCAGAUCACUCUACUAAAAGCAGCAUGUCUGGAUAUUUUGAUUCUUCGAAUUUGCACAAGAUACACCCCAGAGCAGGACACUAUGACUUUCUCAGAUGGCCUUACACUAAACCGAACUCAGAUGCACAACGCUGGGUUUGGUCCACUCACCGACCUCGUGUUCACAUUUGCCAACCAGCUCCUGCCCUUGGAAAUGGAUGACACAGAAACUGGCCUCCUCAGUGCCAUCUGCUUAAUCUGUGAAGACCGUCAGGAUCUUGAAGAACCGACUAAAGUGGAUAAGCUGCAGGAACCAUUACUGGAAGCACUGAAGAUUUAUAUCAGGAAGAGAAGACCCAACAAGCCCCAUAUGUUUCCAAAGAUUUUAAUGAAGAUCACAGAUCUUCGCAGUAUCAGUGCAAAAGGUGCAGAACGUGUUAUCACAUUGAAGCUGGAAAUACCUGGAUCAAUGCCACCACUCAUUCAGGAAAUGCUGGAGAACUCAGAGGGGCACGAGGCAACAGCAUCCAGUCCCAGCGAGAAGGCGGCAGAGCACAGUCACAGCAUCUCAGCCAGCUCAGACGAGGAGCAGGUCAGCACAUGUGCACAGGUGCAAUAAGGGCCGAGCCGACACUUCAGACAUUCCCAAGACAAUAUGCACACAGGGAUGAUAAGCAAGGCGCAUCUUUUCCCCCAUUGCUGGAUU
This is a messenger RNA of Pseudophryne corroboree (corroboree frog), 2379 nucleotides long. It is a transcript of the gene RARB, whose product is annotated as retinoic acid receptor beta. Bases 928 to 2292 code for a protein of 454 amino acids. The transcript is spliced from 12 exons. Gene Ontology annotation, biological process: regulation of transcription by RNA polymerase II; cellular response to corticotropin-releasing hormone stimulus; retinoic acid receptor signaling pathway. Gene Ontology annotation, molecular function: zinc ion binding; nuclear receptor activity; RNA polymerase II cis-regulatory region sequence-specific DNA binding. The record is from RefSeq and is a predicted model, not a curated record. Gene Ontology annotation, cellular component: transcription regulator complex; nucleus. NCBI's taxonomy places the organism in Eukaryota, Metazoa, Chordata, Amphibia, Anura, Myobatrachidae.